AUGAGUCUUAACGGUAAUGGUACACAUGUUUCAACGAUUCGUCCUUUGAAACCUGGUAUCUAUGCACCAAUUCCAUCGUUCUUCCUUCCCGAGUCCGAAGAUCUUGGUCAGUCUCUCUCAUUGCAUGCCUCAACAGCAUCUCGUAGUCGUAGAGCGCAUUAUCUAGAUAUCCCCUCUUUUGAGAACCAUGUCGUCCGUGUCGCGACUGCCGGAGUGGGGCCCCUGUUGGCUGGGUCGAUGGGCGAAGCCAUCCAUCUAUCACAUGCAGAGCGAGUGGUAUUGAUCAAGACUGCAAGGAAGGCACUUGACCAUGCGGGAUUAUUAAACGUUCCGGUCAUAACCGGCAUCGGCGCCGGCAGCACUCGCGAGUCUAUAGAGCUAGCGAAUGAAGCCGCUGCAGCUGGGGCAGACUAUGCCAUCGCUAUCACCAGUGGUUACUUUGCUGGUGCGCUUGCUGGCGACAGGAAAGCACUGAAAGCUUUCUUCCAAGAAGUUAGCUCUAAGAGCCCUAUACCAGUCAUAAUCUACAAUUACCCUGGUGCCAGUGGAGGUAUCAAUCUAGACUCUGACCUCAUCAGUGAGCUCGCCAUUGAGUGCCCUAAUACCUGUGGUGUCAAGCUCACCUGUGGAGAUGUCGGGAAGCUCACCCGUGUGGCGGCUACGGUAUCAGAUCCGAUGUUUUCAGCUCUUAACCCCCGGACAAACAAGAAUGCGCCUUUCCUCGUCCUUGGCGGAUUCAGCGACUUCCUUUUACCAUCAGCGUAUUCAAAUGGGCAUGGUGCUAUUACUGGCCUUGCAAAUGUUGCUCCUCAUUCUAUUGUAAAACUCUUUGAGUUAAGCGAGGCCUCCAUGGUCGACCCUUCCUUCCUUCCAGAGGCACAGCGGCUGCAAGGCAUUAUCGGGCGUGCAGACGCUACCAUUGCCAAGGCGUCAAUUUCAGGAACGAAAUACCUUCUCCAGAAAUUAUACGGCUACGGUGGCCAUCCCCGGAGGCCCUUGCCGCCCAUUGACCCUGUGGCAGGCGAGGCCUUGUGGGAGCAUUCGCAUACGCAAGCCCUCGUGCAUCUUGAAGGGGAGGUCGGCGGAAAGGUGCGAUAA
Messenger RNA from Suillus plorans, 1098 nucleotides. RefSeq lists its product as uncharacterized. The transcript is spliced from 5 exons. Gene Ontology annotation, molecular function: 4-hydroxy-tetrahydrodipicolinate synthase activity. Bases 1 to 1098 code for a protein of 365 amino acids. NCBI's taxonomy places the organism in Eukaryota, Fungi, Basidiomycota, Agaricomycetes, Boletales, Suillaceae. The record is from RefSeq and is a predicted model, not a curated record.